Arxiozyma heterogenica is the source of this 2310-nucleotide messenger RNA. It is a transcript of the gene SAC7, whose product is annotated as GTPase-activating protein SAC7. Gene Ontology annotation, molecular function: GTPase activator activity. NCBI's taxonomy places the organism in Eukaryota, Fungi, Ascomycota, Saccharomycetes, Saccharomycetales, Saccharomycetaceae. The record is from RefSeq and is a predicted model, not a curated record. Gene Ontology annotation, cellular component: cell cortex. The transcript has a single exon. The coding region runs from base 1 to 2310 and encodes 769 amino acids. Gene Ontology annotation, biological process: regulation of fungal-type cell wall organization; activation of GTPase activity; signal transduction.
AUGCCACAAUUUUGGAAACAAUUUAUUAAUAACCCCAAGAGUGUGUCAACUGACUCUAUCCCUGUACCGUCACGAAAAAAUUCUGACUCUACUAGUGCUAAUCUAUCUACAUCUAUACCUUCAGUGAAAAAACUUUCCACUAUUACAGCCAAUGCUACAACUACUACAACUACUACCUCAGCAAUUGCAACUGCUAAUUUACACUCGAAUAAAACCACUUCCACUGCAUCUCCACCUAGAGUAAGGCCGAUUCUCUCCACAAGACCAAACUCUUUUCACACGUCCUCAAGUCAUAAUGUAAAAACUAAUUUCUAUAGCAAUACUAAUAGAUUAAGUUCUCAUGUUGUCACCACAAAAACUGAUGAUUAUAAGGUCUAUAGAGAUACCUUCUUAAACAAUAAGAAUGGAUUUAAUGGACAUGUUUUCGGUGUGUCUUUAUCUGAUUCACUAUCUGCUGCAUCUGCUGAAGUCAUUGUGCAAAGUGAAUUAGUCAGCUUUGGUAGAAUACCUAUCGUAGUCGCUAAGUGUGGUGCUUUCUUAAAAUCAAAUGGGUUAGAAACUUCAGGGAUAUUUAGAAUUGCCGGAAAUUCUAAACGUGUUAAAGAAUUGCAAUACAUUUUCUCUCAUGGACCCGACUAUGGUUCAAAAUUUAAUAAUUGGGAUGGUUAUAGUGUACAUGACGUAGCAUCUUUAUUGCGAAGAUUUUUAAAUAAUUUACAAGAACCGUUAAUUCCACUUUCUUUAUAUGAAGAUUUUAGAAAUCCUUUAAGAAAUAGACCUAGAAUACUGAAACAUAUGGCACUACAUCAUGUAUCACACCCAAGUGCAGAUAAGACGAAUUCUUUGUCGUUAAAGAUGGUUGAAGAUAGAGAUAAUAGUAACAAAAAUACUGCUACUACUACUACUAAUAAUAAUAGUAAAGAUACAAGUAAUAAUAAGGAUACCAAGAAAAGUAUCCCUACAGAAAAUAUAUGUAGUAAAGUUGAUAAUUCAAAAUCAGGUCAAGAGAAUCCAAUUACUCCAUCUGAAACAAUUAAUAAUAAUAAUAUUCCUGAAGAAAGUAUAAAUAAAGAGAAUGUGUUAGACAAACCCAAUGACACUAAUAAACAAUCAACACAAAAUGAUAAUUCACAAGAGAAACAAAAGACAACUACAGAAAACAAUAAUACUGCUUUGAAAGAAAACAAUAAUAAAGAAACAAAAGAGGAGCAGAAAGGAGAAAAUGAAGGUGAGAUCGAUGAAGAAGAAUUACAAAGAAAGAAAAAACUUCGUCAUAGAAAAAAAUUGAGUAGAGAUAUUCGGGCAGCUUUAAAAGACUAUGAAACUUUAUUCAUACAUUUAAAUAACGAUACAAAACAACUGACCAUAUAUCUCUUAGAUCUUUUGUCUUUAUUUGCCAGGCAAUCACAAUUUAAUCUAAUGUCUGCAAGAAAUCUAGCAGCAAUAUUCCAACCUUCCUUUCUAUCUCAUCCACAACAUGAUAUGGAUCCAAAAGAAUACGAAUUGUCCCGUUUUGUAGUGGAAUUCCUUAUAGAAUAUUCCUAUAAAUUAUUACCUCGUCUUUUGAAGAUAGCUAAAAAGGAGCAGCAAGAAAGAUCAAGCAGCCACAUGAAUAAUCAAAAUAAUAAUAGUGUGGAAUCGUUGACAUCCAUAAAGCCAUCUUUGGAACAACAUUCCUCCCCCUUGAAAAACAACGUUACACCACCGAGAGUGACUAUCAAUGAUUCUGAAACCAAUAAAUCUUUUGAUGUUGUCACUCCUAAGCAACCUUCUGCGAAAAGAUCAUCAUCUUCUCUGAAACCACCUACUGUAUCAUCAGCAUCUCAGCUGCGACCUCAAUACCCCAAGAACAUUAUUAGAAGGCCGCAUUCUAGAUCGAUUGGUUCAGCGCCUACUCCACCUGACAUGAUAGUUAGUAACCGAAGAAGAACUACGUUAUUUCCUUGGUUACAUAAGCCAGGUUUCUUAAGUGAUGCGGGUGAUUCUACUACAACUGAAAUAGAAGAUGUAGACGAUGAUCUCGAUGAUGAUACUAAUUCUCCAACCAUGAAUACUUCAAUUAAUAAGAACACUUUAACUGUACCUCCUAUAAAUAGAACAUUAAGUGGCAAUAGUACCUCCUCACCUGGUUUCCGUAUUAAUGGUUCCAACAGUAAUUCCAACAGACCUUUGUCCAUGGUAUUAAGCAAUGUGUUUAAUAAGUCCAGCGAUGAAUUACUGGAAUAUUCAUCGUCUAAUGAAGGUGAUAUUACAGGGCGCACGACAAAGACUAAAAGAAGAGAAUCAUGGUUCCAACGAUUUACAAAAUAA